CUGGUGCUAUUGGUCUUUGAUUGUGUCGUUUUGAAAUUUGAUUGCUCGGUUUACUCAGCCGUCCACUUGCAUUGUAUUCGAGCUAUGCGUUCGCUAGGUAUUAAAUUUUAAAUUCCAUUGUCCAGUUCGACAUUACUUGCAAGUGACAGUACGGUGUGGUUGUUCCUAAUCAGCAAAAUAGUAAAUUGGCUUGGUUUUUAAAUCAAAUUUCUUAUUUUAUAUCGUAAAUUUUGAAAAAAUAAACAUUCGAAACGAAUUUUGUAAAAAUAGCAAGGAAACGAACUAAACUCGUUUUAAUCAUGGGUACCCUUACAAUGGCUUUAGGAAUUUUGUUGUUCAUCGCUAGUGCCAAAUCUGAUGAAAUUCCCAAAGGACCUAAAGUUACUCAUAAGGUGAGCUUUGACAUGAAGAUUGGUGAUGACAAUAUUGGUACUAUUGUGAUUGGAUUAUUUGGAAAGACUGUACCUAAGACAACUGAGAACUUCUUUCAACUAGCUCAGAAACCUGAGGGGGAGGGGUACAAAGGGAGCAAGUUCCACAGAGUAAUUAAAAAUUUCAUGAUCCAAGGUGGUGAUUUUACCAAGGGUGAUGGAACUGGAGGGCGCAGUAUAUAUGGUGAGCGUUUUGAAGAUGAAAACUUCAAGCUGAAGCACUAUGGUGCUGGUUGGUUAUCUAUGGCUAAUGCAGGCAAGGACACAAAUGGAUCUCAAUUUUUCAUCACAACUGUUAAGACACCUUGGUUGGAUGGCAGACAUGUUGUUUUCGGUAAAGUUUUAGAAGGAAUGGAUGUUGUACAGAAAAUUGAGAUGACUGUUACGGGUGCAAAUGAUCGCCCAGUCAAAGAUGUUGUUAUAUCUGACACGAAAACUGAAGUUGUAGCUGAACCUUUCAGUGUCACAAAAGAGAGUGCUCACUAAAUUUAUAAUAAAUGUCUUAAUGAUUAAUAUUUUCAUGAGAAUGCAUUUACUAGAUUUCUAUGUGAU
Bombyx mandarina (wild silkworm) is the source of this 983-nucleotide messenger RNA. RefSeq names its product peptidylprolyl isomerase B (gene Ppib). The record is from RefSeq and is a predicted model, not a curated record. Gene Ontology annotation, molecular function: peptidyl-prolyl cis-trans isomerase activity; cyclosporin A binding. Gene Ontology annotation, biological process: protein folding; protein peptidyl-prolyl isomerization. Gene Ontology annotation, cellular component: intracellular membrane-bounded organelle; cytoplasm. NCBI's taxonomy places the organism in Eukaryota, Metazoa, Arthropoda, Insecta, Lepidoptera, Bombycidae.